AUCCGAACUUUGUUGUACGCCUUCGAUUUCCGGUUGCACGUUGCAAAAGUUUUGGAUCUCCAGUACAACUGUAUUUAAAGCUAUUAACCUGUUAACAUUGUAUUACGAUGCAGUUCGACAUCAGAAGAUUUGAUAUUUAUAGAAAAGUACCAAAAGAUCUGACUCAGCCUACAUUAACAGGAGCUUGUAUCUCUAUAUCCAGUGUAUUAUUUAUCUUGUAUUUAUUCCUAUCAGAAUUAUCACUUUUCCUCACACAUGAAGUAAUAAGUGAGCUGACAGUAGAGGACCCAGUCCGACACACAGAAAAAAUACCAGUAUUUAUUAAUAUUACAUUACCACAAUUGAAGUGUGAAUAUUUGGGUAUAGACAUACAGGAUGAUAUGGGCAGACAUGAAGUCGGUUUUCAAGAUGACACACAGAAAAUCGAAGUGAAUGAAGGGAAGGGAUGUAGAAUGGAAUCUCAUUUUGUAAUUAAUAAAGUUCCAGGUAAUUUUCAUGUAUCGACUCAUUCAUCUAGAACUCAGCCAGAUAAUCCUGACAUGACACAUUUGAUACAUAAAGUCAGGUUUGGUAUGGACUUACAGGAAGGGAAGGAAGUUAAAGGAUCGUUUAAUCCCUUAGAAGAUGUAGAUAGAAGUGCAGGUCAAGCACUAGCAACACACGAUUACAUCGUUAAAAUUGUACCAAGUGUGUAUGAAGAUGUUAGGAGGAAUAUCAUAUACCCCUACCAAUACACUUAUUCUUACAGGGAAGUAAUGCAGUAUGGUCAUGGCGGACGUGUAGUACCUGCUAUAUGGUUUAGAUAUGAACUCAGUCCAAUCACAGUUAGAUAUAUUGAAAAGAACAAACCAUUUUAUACUUUCCUUACAACAGUGUGUGCCAUAGUUGGAGGAACAUUUACAGUAGCUGGUAUUUUAGACUCUUGUAUAUUUACUGCUGCAGAAAUCUUUAAAAAGGCAGAAUUGGGAAAAUUGAGUUGAUGGAUGACAUGUUUUAGUUUUCAAAUUCUCCUCUCUUUUUUCACUGUAAAAGAUCUAUCGUUAUUUACAGAAAUUCCAAUGUUAAUAUUGACCAAUGCAAUACUGCUAAUGAAUGUCUAAAUUCAAUUAAGAGGUAGAAACCAUGAUAUGAAUAAAUUAGCAUUUGAGGAAUUUUUCUUUGAUAAUUAUAAUGCAAUUUUGGUAUUAUUGAGAUUAAUCAGUGGGUUUUUUUCUGAUUUCAACUACAUGUGUAUUUCUAAAUGGAAAAUGUAGAUCAGUAUAUGGAUUAAGGUCUUUAUUAUCACUCACUAAAAGAUACUUUGAGAAGGAAAACAAAGGUUUAUUAAAAAUAGAAAAAAACUGUCAAAAAUUUCCAGAUAUGAAGCUAUAUAAUAAUAACCAAAACCAAAGCAACAUAGUUGUAAAAUUUCUAAAAUUAGACGUAAGGAAAAUUUUGUUUUAAAGUCUAUUGUUAAUAUUUUUUAUAUAUCAAAUUUAACUACUGGUUAUUCACGUUAAGUCAUAUAAUAUAAAAGAAUAUCAAUUAUAAAGUCAUUUUAAGCAAUAUUUUAGUAAAAAAAAAUAUUAUUGUUGAUGAGAUUGCAUGAAAAGAUAUUAGACUUUUAAGUAUUGGCUUAUCUUUAAUGUUUAUAAGCUUUUAUCAACAGAAAUUGUUAGUCGUUUAAUAGAUGUUUUAUUUGUGUGGUUGUAAGUUUCAUGUGUAUUACAGGUUGAAUGAAGUACUGCUUUUAUAACUUUACUGCUCACAGACAGCUCUCUUUAAUAGUGUUAAAAAUCUCAUGUUCUCCAUCAUCUUUUCCCUUUGCUAUUAUUUUUUUUUAAAUCUCUUAUUGGUGGAAAUUAGAUUACUAUUUCAAAUUUCUUUGCUGAUCUUGGCAAUUUAAUGAUAACCAUAUAAUAUAAUUUCUGUUAUUUGGUUGUAUAUUUAUUAACUUCUUUGGGUAAAAAAAUCUGUAAUCCACAUCAAAUUGGGUACAUUUAUCUGCAUGUUUUGCUAAAUUGUCAGAUUUAAGAUGUAGAUAAAUUGUAUCCCGCUAGUCGCAAUUUAGGCAGCUAUUUACAUUGCAAUACUAUCACUUUGGUUUGGUUUCAGAUUAUAAAUCAAAUUCCCUCUGAUAACAAAUGAUGAACAGCUAUUAAAUAAAUUUAUCAUAAGUUGUAUAUGUAAAAUAACUAUAACAAUGCCUUAAUUUGUAAGAGUUUGGUUUUUUCUGAACCCCACCUGUCGUCAUCUUUUUGUCAGCUCAGUGAAAUAAAUCAAAUUAUCCUAUUGUACUCCCUGUGUGUAUUCAAGAGUGUGGUGAGAGAUUGUUCAAUUUUAUGUUGCCAUUGGUUGCCUUUUUGUUAUUUUUUAUUUGUUUUACAGAUCAGUAACUUUGACAUAUUUGUUAUAUUUCUUACAUUCAUUUUAAAAACAAAUCAUAUGUGUAUCUGAUUGAAUCUCUGUGUUCUGAUUGGUGUUUAUGUGAUCAUGUGAAUUGUAAAUGUGGUUGUUUUAUACCCUGAUGAAGUACAAGUGUUUAAAAGGCAUGCAUGCUCUUCCAUGAUAGUGAUUUUAUUAAAAUGGCAAUAACCAAGGAAUUUCUGGCUUCAUAAGGGUGUCAUUUUUAGGCAAGAUUGGGUUUUCAUGCAAGUAAUAAUGUAUUCACAUAAGAAGUUAUGGAACACUCCAAUAAGGAUGUGAAAAUAAUCAGCUUAUUCUCUGUCAGUCAUUAUUAUUUUCUCUUUUGUUAAUCAGCAUUUGUAUAUAAGCAAUAUAUUUAAAAACUGCUUGCAAGCUAUCCUUUAUCUAAAGCAGCUACAGAAUUAUAAUUUUAUAUAAUACAAAACGUAAAAUGUUGAACUGUAAAAUGUCAUAUUUAUAUAGUAUUUGCUUUGCUUCUGAUAGCAAAAAAAAAUAUUUCCUCAUACUUUUUGAGGACACACAUGGUUUUCUUUUCAAUUUCCUCAUGCUCCUUGAGGACACACAUUUGUUUUUUUUUAUUUCUUCUUACUCUUUGAGGACUCUUCAGUAUUUUUUUUCUUUUGAUUUUAAUCUGCCCUUUGAACUUAGUAUUUUCAAUUUUGUAUGCUUAUGUCUGUCAUAUAUUGUAGUUUUCAAAGAGGUGCUCUUAUUAACAUUCCAUAUUAUAUGUAUUUUUGUUAUUGAUUUCAUAAUUCAGGUUCAUAUCCUAGACUUCUGUAAAGGCUUUAACAGACAGCAUUUAGACUCAAAUUAGUUAAAGCCAUCCUUUUCUAUAUUGCCUGUCAUUAAGAUGAACUAAAUUUUGUGUACUCAAUAGAAAAAAAUAGUGAAAAUCUUCAUAAAUGCAUGUAAAAAUCUUAAAUCAUGUUUGCUCAACAGAAAAUUCAUUAAAAUCCUUUACCCUACACAAUAUUUGUUUAUAUAAUCCUGUGCACACUAUCAAUUAAUAAUAAACUUGUUGUGCCCUGUAUAGAAUUAUCACUCAUUUGGCACUGGCUGUGAAUCAAGCAAAAAUCAAUUAAUCGUUUGGUUUCCAUGUAAAUACUAAAUUUCCAACAUUUAAAUAAUUGUAACAUUAUAUUUUGAGGAUAAUUUGUAUUGCAGCUUACAAUUCUUCAUUCUUUUUUUACUAUUGUUUAUGAAAAAUAGGGUAGGAUUCUACAGUUUGAUGUUCAGAAGUUACUUCAUAAAAAAUUCUAUUUAUAUUUUUGUCAGAGUUUUACUUUUUAUAGUUGUUGUUAGUUAAGUGAUUGUUAGGGUAUUUGUAAAUAUGUUAAUAUUGUUUCUGUUUUGAUGAAAAUGUUGUUAGGGUGUUAAAUAUUUGAGGAUUAAUUUUAUUGAAAUAUGAGUACUGGUAGUUCGUAAAUGUAUAUCUUUUAUGAUAAGGUGUUGCAGUUUCACAUGCCAAGGCCAGUACAUUGUACUAGUCAUUGAAAUAAUACUAUGAACACAUUGAUCUAGAAAUAUAAACACAUGGAUCUAAAAAUAUUAACACAUGGAUCCGAAAAUAUAAACACAUUGAUCUAAAAAUAUGAACGCGUUGAUCUUUAAAUAUAAACGCAUUUAUAUAAAAAUAUAAACACAUUGACAUAACACUAUAAAGAAAUAGAAUUAUGUAUGAACACAAAAAAAUAACUUUGAUACAACUUCAUAUAAUGUUUUCUAUAAGAACACAAAAAAAUAACUUUGAUACAACUCCAUAUAAUGUUUUCUAUAAGAACACAAAAAAAAAUAACUUUGAUACAACUCCAUAUAAUGUUUUCUAUAAGAACACAAAAAAAUUACUUUGAUACAACUCCAUAUAAUGUUUUCUAUAAGAACACAAAAAAAUUACUUUGAUACAACUCCAUAUAAUGUUUUCUAAAAAAAAACAAUCUUUCUCAAAAAAUUUUUUAAACAGGUCAUUGGCCUACAGGAUUUAAAUUUCCAAAGUAUGACUUUAUAAAGAGAAAUUCUACUUAACAGAGAAAGACAUAGUCCCAGGAAUGCAUAAUUUUCAGUUUGUUUUUGUAAUUUUUUUUUAUAAGUGAAGUGACAUAAUAGAUUUCAUCUAAAGAAAAUUUAGGACAUAUCAUUAUAAUAACUUUGAAUUUGAUAUCAUUUUGAGAAAGGUAAUAUGAACAAAUAUGAUACCUGUGUAUUCUGAGAUAGGUAAUAUGAUAGCUGUGUUCAACAUACUGAUAGUUCACAGCUCAAGUUUCUAUUAAAAAGCUAAAUCAUUGAAAUUGACCAUGACAAACAUUGGAACUGUUAAAAUAUUUGUAUAUAUUUAAUUUCAAUUAGAUUUGUUUCUUAUGAAAAUGAAUCUGAGAAAUAAAUUAUUCCUGUAUUUCAUUACAUUAUUUUUAUAGAACAAUGUUAUAUUUUGAAUAGCUGAAAGUUUUCCUAUUUUCAGGAAAAAUCUAUUAUCACAUUAUGUGUUUAGAUUGUAAAUUCAGUUCACUGUUGGUAAUAGUCAGGUGUUUCGGGAAACUGGAUAUGAUAUAUAUAUCUGAGAUGAGAUACUGUAAAUUCAGAAAUUAUUGCAAUGUUUUUAUUUAUAUGAAAAAUGUAACAGUAUCAGGUUUGCAAUAAUAAAAACUCGCAUUCUUAAUUUCAGCAGUGAUUUCCUUCAUAAAACAUUUGCAAUUACAAUAAUAUAAGAAUUCACAUGAUUUGGCAGAGGUCAAGGAUUUGCAAUAAUAAAUGCACACACUAAUUUCAGAAUUUAGUCGUCACAUCUUGCCAGUAAUGCAUGAACUGUCAAAUGAUUUAAGUUAAAAAAAAUCAUACUAUGCUGCUCUGGAUAUUGAUUUUUAUCAGAAAAUAAAUAAAAAAAUGAAGUUUUUAACUACAAUUAAUAUUUGUUACCUUUCUGAAGAUGGACAAGAAGAUACUCCUAAAUCUAAAAUGAUCAUGAAAGCUUUCAUGAAAUAUAUGCAACAUUUAAUGAUGGAUACUAAAAUCUUCAUUUAGCUGACCACAAAUUGGUAGUUCAUAAUUGUGGAUGUUUAAAUAGUAGAGUUCAGGGUUAUUUUAGUAUUUAUGGACCAAAUUGUGUAUUUGGAUAGAUUUGUAUAUUUUUUUAUGACCAGUAACAAUUUUUUCAACAGCUUGUGGUGUGGGAGAGUGCAGGAAUAUAUUUAUUUUCAAAUAAAAGUAAAAAAAUA
Mytilus californianus (California mussel) is the source of this 5615-nucleotide messenger RNA. Its product is annotated as endoplasmic reticulum-Golgi intermediate compartment protein 1-like. The record is from RefSeq and is a predicted model, not a curated record. Bases 108 to 980 code for a protein of 290 amino acids. Gene Ontology annotation, biological process: retrograde vesicle-mediated transport, Golgi to endoplasmic reticulum; endoplasmic reticulum to Golgi vesicle-mediated transport. The transcript is spliced from 9 exons. NCBI's taxonomy places the organism in Eukaryota, Metazoa, Mollusca, Bivalvia, Mytilida, Mytilidae. Gene Ontology annotation, cellular component: COPII-coated ER to Golgi transport vesicle; endoplasmic reticulum; Golgi membrane.